ACUUACCCACUCUCUUCCAGCAGCUGCUUGUUUGUACAGAGACCUCAGGCGAGUCCAUUACCGAAGCAGGGUGGAAUGUUCAAGGAAGAACAUUUAUGAUCAUUUCUUUAUCAUUUCCUUGAAGUAAUAAUCAUCAUAUUAAUCAUUUUGCAUUGCAGACGCAGUAGUUCUUCUGCCUUAGCGUCUCAGUCUGAUUUCAUUCCCAUAAAGAAAUAAUUAAUUUUACGCUGGAAUAUCCCUUUAACUUCAUUUUUUAUUUUUAACCUGUUGCACCAAAUUCUGAACUACAGAAACUUUCAGAUUUCUCUUGGACCCCUACUCCUCCCAAAAACCUGAAAGUGUACUUUGAAUUCUUGAAUAAUCAAAGGUUGUCAGUUGAAGUUUGAUGAGAAUUUAGUCUAAUGUGGCCCGAGCUCAGAAUAUGAGUAAAGUUGGAGUUGUCAGAGGCAGCAUUUCACAUUAGAGCUGUACACAUUGAAAUUAAAUCAUCCAUCGGAGGUGGUCCUCAGGUACAGUAUGUUUGUGUUCUUCGUCCCUGGUAACACUGAGGCUCCUCUGUGUAGUCCACUGGCCUCCUUGCAGCACCACCCUGCGCACUUGCAGCCUCUCAAUGACUGCUUUGUGCUCGCUCUCAGCUAUUUUCUGCAACAAAUGUUUGGGUGAAUGAAAAUCCUUGCACAGUAUUGAACUUGGAGCAAAAAUAGAAACAGGAACAUUAUUGAGGAACAGUUACACAAAGACUGGUCCCAGUAUAAGCAGGCUGUAGAGGUCUGGAGCUCUGAAUGUGACUGGUCUAUACCCACCAGAGUAUGUCACUUUCAUGCAUCACAGCAUAGAUGACAGACGGUAUCUCAUAGUUCAGCUCAGUUUUGCAGUAUUAUGGUAUAAUCUGAGCAGCCGGCACAGGCAUGUAGACACACAGCUGCAAGGAGGUUCAAAGGCUGGUGGUGCUGGCUCUGCUGGUUGUAGACACUUUAGUAUACAUGUCUACCCUUUCACUGUGGUCCUAUUUUACCAAAUUUAGAUAAACCAUGCUCAAUUUUACUGUUUUUGGAUGGUUGGCUUAUCACAAUGAAAUUUCUAUUUCAACAACAACAAAAUGUGACACUUGCACAAGCGUGUUUACCAGUAAUCUAUUAAAGAACUGCCAAGGCUGAAACAAAGUCUUUGACUCGUCUUUAUGAGUCUAGGCCGAACUUUGAAAGACUUUAGAGUCCAUGUGUACUGCAGCAGCUGUUGUAUGUACAGACAUCCUGUAGACUCACACACAUCUGUCUCUUUUUCCCUGAAAGCAGCUUUGCCCUCACAGCCCCAGUUUCUGUCGGAGCUCCUCCCAGUCUCCUGUUCCCAGAGCCUCAGACGCUUCUCCUGGAAACUCAGCUGGAUUCUUGUGGCAUUUUAACUGGCAUACCUCCUACAUCCACACACACACACACACACACACACACACACACACACACACACACACACCGGCAUUCACAUGUAGUUUUUCCCCUUUUCUUUUUACGUCAUCAUUUCCCCAGAACAGAUUCAAACCCUCAUAAUUCUUCCACCACUGACUUAUAUCAUUUUUCAAACCAAGUUUGGCAGGCAGGUCUGAUAUUCAGCCUGAUCAUUAGACAGGCUGUGCUUAUUAGCCUUCGAGUUUAUGGUGUGUUUAUUGCCUUGGUUUGUGCUUGUGUACAAACAGACUCUGUUUUCUACUGGCAACAGAAUUUAAAGCUGACAAAAUAAUGUUCAGGCUUCCCUGACCUCAGAAACAGUUCAGACAGCUGACAGUGAGGUCAAACUACAUUUUUGGCAGGCCAAGAAUAACUUUUUGUGAUAGCCAAUAAUGCAACACAGACACGAUUUCCUUAGAAUGCCGUAACUCAAACAACAGACUGAGAGCUGGCAUGUAAACAGAUUUAUUUCCAUGGCAACUGCACAAACUCUAACCGGAGAUGAAGACAGUACCAGACCUCUGAAGGCUAAAAAGGAUCUUCAGCUGCGUUUAUUUAAUCAUAUCUAUGAGUAUUACACUGAUACUUGAAGUGUAUGUUUCACUUGCAGUAUAUUACAGUAAAGUGAGUGUUUUCUGAGCAUGUGUGAAACCUCCAGACCAGUUGCUCUUGUGUUCUCAAAUCCAGCAGAGAAUAGUCUUUUAUAGUAGACAAGACUCCCCUUUUUCCACAGCUCAAAUACAUCAUUAAAAAAAAGCUUUGAACAAGCCUGUUUUCCUUUACUCUUGAAAUUUUAAGGAUCUCCGUCCACGUUGUUUCCACAGGACAGAGACCUGUGAUGUUAUCCGCCCCUGCAUAAAACUGCAGGUUUACACAAAGAGUGGAAAUGGGAGGUGGGAGCACAAACAAAGAGCUUUCCUGUUGUUUGGCAAAAAGGCGAGACGUCCUGAGUGUGGCAGAGACAGAAGAGGAGACAGCAGGCGGACUACUGGGAUGUGAUUUUGAUUUAUUUCCAAACACCUGGGAGUUCAGUUCCUGGGUUGUUUUUUUUUUUUUUUUCUCUUGUAAAAGGAGAUGUAGAGCAGGUCUCAUUCAUAGAACAGGAGACUCCCGCUCUGCUGAGUCGUGGAUCACAUCUCUGAGGGCAGAAGGAGGGAGAGAGGAGUGAAAGAGAGGGAAGGGAGAGAGACUCAGAGGUGCAGAGGGAGUUUAGCUGCUGAAGCAGGAGCAGAAAAUGGGACCGGCUGCCACCUCGCUCGCUCUGCUGUGUUUAUGUUCCCUGAGGGUUCCUACAGGGACAGUAGACGCUUCUCCAACUCAGGUCAGUGGUGCAUUGACUCAAUCAGCUUUAAUCUACAUUUGCAAUGGGAGAUGAUGCAGUUACACUGCUGUCUUGGAUAAAACACUGUAUCCAUUCAUAGUGCUCUGAAGGUGUAUUUACUGUACAAGUGUGCAGGAGGACUGAAGUUUUACUAAGAUUUUAUGAUAAAACCUUUGUGACAGGACUGUGACAGGAAUGACUUCAUCUAAUAUUUAUUCACAAGAGUUUUAAUAUGCCUGAAGAGCGAGUUUCUACCCCUCAAAAGAGAUAAAAACGUGUGUAUGGUGCUUGUGGGUCAAUCUACAUUUACUAAUGAUGCCAUGGAUGGUUGACACACUUAAGUAUUUUUGGUGAUGUGCCAUAAAGUGCAAAUUUUCCUCUGUCAGGUGUGUUGUGUUUUAAGAAAAAUCUCCAUAACUGUAGGAUUUGGGUCGUUACGUAAUUAGAUAAUUAUGAACAGAGUUACAAGUUUCUGUUCUAUGCUGCAGCUUAUCUGGGGAUAUGCACCUUUGGUUGAAGACAAUGAAUCGGAGUCACCCCGGCUGGCCCACGCUAAAAUUACUACUUGGUUAAACUUUUUAUUUUUUUAUAAUUGCCUGAAAUGCUUGUCAUAUACAGAAAUGAGCACAGUUAAUCAAAUAUGUAAGAUAUCAAAGUUGCUCUUGCUCAAGUUGUCUUUGAUCCAUCUUACCCCGACGAGCAGGUUUUGGAUCCUUCUUCUUUUCUUUGUCUUUUUGGUAGACCUGGUACAUCUUCACUAUUGCACCAGCUCCUACAAUGCUUUUGGCAGCACACUGGUGUAACAAAGUGGCAAGUUUUAACAUCGUUCAGAAAUCUUUGCCAUAGUGCCACAAUGUUGGAAAACCUGGAUGUAAACCAGCAGAGAUGACACAGUCAUAGCAGAAUUUCGAUCUAGAAAAUGGAGAUAAAGUUGUACAAUGAUUGUCCCCUGGUUAAAGUAGCAUAAACCCAUUAUUCUUUUCUUUCUCUUUUUCAUUUCUUUUCUGUAAAUAUGAUGCUGGUGGAAUUUUAAUUUCCUUGAGGGAAACUUCCCCAAAAAAAAUUGAUCAAAUUGUAUAUAAUCUAAUCUCUAAUCCAAUCCAAUCUAAUAUGCAACCAACACAGGCAUGUGGGAGUUAACCAGCAGGGAGGUGGUGCUAGCUCUACUAGUGUUAGUCACUCAAAUCCAUUUGACAACAUCCCUAUCCUUAACCAAUAGUUGUGGCUGUAGUUGUGCAUAAGUAAUAAAAAUCUGAUAAUUGAAUAUAAAAAUUGUACAGCUCUAAGAGGGGACAGUUUUCUGCUUUUACUUUCAAUACUUUCACAUACCUCAACUAUAAGCUUCUAUGAUGAAACUAUUGGUUAGCUUUGAUUUUGGUGCCCCCUGUAGACUAAAUGGCACCUCUUAUUUCUGUGCUGAUUUUAUCUUGGACAGUUAUAAGUAGUGUUGGUGAAUAAUCCCGGCAGUUUCAGGCUUUAAAAAUUACGAUGUAGGAGGAAUCAGUCCAUUGGCUCAUGGUUUUGUUUGCUUUAGUUAGUCAUAAAGAGGUUUGUCUGUCUGUUUUACAAACAGCUAAAAUGCCUCAAAGGAGCUUUAACCAACAUUUUAAAGCCGGACUUCUUUGCUUCCACAGUGAGUGGUAUUAAUAUUUUUGUCUUACGUAAUUGAUCUGAAUACUUCCUCACCCUUGGAAAUAGUUUUCUUCCUUAGCACUUAAAGUGAGUAGAAGACUGCUAACAGUUCAUCUGGAACACAAUUAAGAUGGUUGAGGUUUAGGACACAGUAAACUAAACAUUUACUCCAAUCUGUUUCUUGUUAGAGAGGAGAAGGUUAUGUAACAAUCGUUUCAUCACAAAAACGGAUGGCUGACCUGGAAUUUGAAAAUAAGCCAGGUCCAGAUGUACACGGGGGGCAAUUUGUGUUUUGGAACAAAAGUUCUAAUGAGCCUGUUUUGAGCAUCAAAUGCUAUUUUUCAAGAAGUUGUGGUGAAGCUGGGUUUGAUUUGAGUCCAAUCUCCUGGAGCAAAGGCAGAACUGACACAUAAGUGGAGCAGUAUUGAAGAAAUGUUGACAUUUUGAUUUUUAAUUUCCAUGUUCCAGACAUCUCCGCAAGAGAUGAAGAGGGCAAGAGGAGACGUUCCUGAUAGUCUUCCAGAGCCUGAACCAGAGCCAACGAGUCCAGUGUCAGACUUUGAAAACUCAUACAACUAUGUCUGUGAGUCUACAUACUCAUAUCCGCAUCAGAUAACUGAAUUCAUGCAUCUUAUUUUUAUAUCCUUCCUGCUAUUGGCCUUUCUUCCGUUCUUUACUCCUUAUCCUCUGUUGUAAUAUGUUCUGUUGUAUUCCUCAGUGUCCAGACUUGCUGGUAUGGACCAGGCAAUCCACAAGCUGAAUGUUGGUCAUUACACCCUGGAUGUCAAAGUCAGUCAGCUGAUGGACCGUCUGUCCAGGAUGGAUGGUAAAACUAUCAUUUACUCCCAUAAAUCCACUGCUGAUGUCUCCAUUUCUCUUUCAACAACACUUACUUUCCGCCCCAUAAAGUAUACAAUCCCUAAUAAAUGUUUUAAAAUACAGCACAUGUUCUUAAACGUUUCCACUGGGUCAGAGUAAUAUUUCUGUCACAAUGUGUUUUCCGAUAUAACAGCAAUGAAAAGUAAUGUAUUUGUCUCAUUGUCAUCAAGCAAAAGUGCCUGGCGCCAGAAUUUUAAUCUGUGGAGUAUGUGAUCUGCUUAACUGCUGUCAAGGUAUUUUGAUCAAUCAGAAUCAGUAAAAAUACUGAUACUGGUACAAAUACUGAUUCUGACUGGCUCAAAGAUUAGUUAAGAAGUUUCAACGCUGUGGAUCUGUGUAACGUUUAUCUGGUUGAAACCUACGGCUAUGUUCCAAGUGGAUAUCCGGAACAGCCGAAUGGUGAAAAUUGGACAAAUCUAUCCUCGCUUUGACAGGGCCGUUACUUUUUUAUUAAAAGGAGGAUAGUUCAAACUUUAGGGAAAGUUUGCAUUCAAACUGUAAUAAGACCUUCACUGUUACCCGCACAUUGCAUGGCGCCGUUGACCUCAGUGAAUUUAUACAAUGAUGACCUUCUUCAGAAAAGAACUUGUGCUUCAUUCAAAGCCAUCCUGAUUGGACAGCCGUAAACAACCCCCUUGAAAACGAGAUGCUGCAUCUCAAGGGGCUAGCCUGAAUAAAUUGAAAUUGACUUGAUUUGAAAAUAUCUGAGAAGCACCUUAUAGAAGUUUAUUGGGUUUUACCCCACAGAUGGAACAUAUUUGGACAUCAGCAUGUCAAGUCUGAUGUUAAAGGUAUAAGGGUAGUGUUAAAGGUAAAAUGGUUAAAGGUAGUGUCAAUCAAGUGUCUAUUAAUUCGUAAAGAAAUGCAAUUCCUUUGGUUGGACACUAGAGGCAUAAUCUGUAUCACUCAUGUACACACAACUGUAGUGAGUGGAAAAGAGGCAUUAAUGGUGACACCUCAAGAGCGCAAGUUGUUUGUGUUCUUCUAGACUUCUGUUGUCUCCUUAUAAUGUCAACCUUAAUGUAGAUUUUGCCCAAAGUGAAAAUUUAAAGAGUAUGGGAUCAACUGUGCUGGGCACAUAGAUUGCAAUGGCACAUUCAACAAGAGGCAGCAAAUUUGUUUGUGUCAAGAGAAAUUUACCCUGUACUGACUGUUCUCGACUCUUUAUUUCUGCUCUUCCCAUCAUUCAAAUUGUCAGCCAAAGUUGGUGAACUAGAGGACAACAUCCGGGAGGUUUACCAGCACAGCAAAGACAACCGCAAGGAGAUGGGAAGACUGGAAGGUAUCAAAGUUAUUUUACUUCAUUUUUCUUUGCUACAGUGUGUCUGCUGAAGAGUGAGCUCUAAAAGUAACAGAGAUAACAGAUAAAGUGGUGUUUGUAGAUUUGAGUUACAGUCCAAAAUGACUGAAUCUCAUCAUAAAAUUUUGCGUUUUGCCUCACAGGCUGCCAGAAAGGUCGUAGGUUGGGAUACAAAUGCUACCUUGUGUAUAACAACCUUGAGGACUACGCAGGAGCAUCCAGGAAGUGUCUGGAACGAGGCGGUCGAAUGGCGAUGCCUCGUGAUCGCAAGGAGCAGGAAGCCCUUGCUGACUACGUCAAAUCCUUCUUCCACCCCGGAAACUGGCCCGUCUGGUUGGGCAUCAAUGACCUGCGAUCAGAGGGCUUGUACCUUUUCGAAGACGGGACACGGGUUUCUUACUUCCAGUGGCGUAAACAUUUCCUGUCCAGCCAGCCGGAUGGAGGCAGGAGAGAGAACUGUGUGGCCAUGUCGUCAGACGAUGGCGACUGGUGGGACCACUACUGUGACCGGACCAUGAACUACAUUUGCGAGUUUGAUGACAGGGUGGCGCUGUAAAAUGAACACUUUUCCAGAAAACUGUACAAUUUUAUGAUCCUGAACUUUGACCUUUGAGCAUUUCAGCGAGUUGUAUAAAAAGAUGAUAGCUUCCUAUAAGUGAAGACAAAAAAAUCUGGAGCCCCCCCCCUACUGACAGCAGCAUAGUUUUUAUAGCCAGCUCCCCUCCAUGUAAACAGAUGGAACAUGGGUCAAACUGUCAAAUCAAGCUACAUGAAAAUAAUUUUAUUUUCAAUAAUGUCUCUGUCAUUAUGGUUUGUUUUCAUCAUAAAAAUUUCAGUCUGUCUGUUUUUCUGGGAAUUGUAGUUUUAAUUUGAUGCUUGAAGACAAGUACAUGUCUUGAUAUUAUUGUAGAUAUAUAAAGCUUCACCAGGUCUGUUGAGGGAUCUUUGCAUUUUAUGAGUUUUGGUUGAAGGUGGUGAUAAAAUAUGUCACUAACAAAAUGUCAGUGUCUAAUGCAGGAGUAUUUUGGCUUCACUUUUGUAUAAGAGGGUGGAAGUGCACCAUCGAUCAUUAUAUUAAGUCAUAAGAGCAAAAAGACCCAUCAAAUUCUUAACUUAUUGUCCCUUAAAAAGACACUUUAAAAUACAUAGAAUGGUUGUAUUCAAGGCCAAUAAAAGAGUAGCAUCAUCAAGGACAAAGACAUUUUCUAUAAACUAUUUCUAUGCUAUUUUCAAGGAAAAUAUACUUUAUAAUUGUAGUACGCACAAAAUCAUUGAAGUACUCAAUAAGACUUCAGAAGUUUAUGUUAGUAUUAUAAAUAUUGAUAUUCAUGCAGCUACAGCAAUAUGAAGGUAAACUAGUCUGGACUCUACUGUGAUUUUACGCCUGGAUUUCUAAAUAUUUGUUCUUAGUUUCAAAAAGAGGAAAACAAGAAAAGCUGGGGGGGAUUUUUUUUCUCCAAAUCAGCACACACUGACCUGCUGGAAGAUAUAAAUCAGUGUGUGCUCAGGCUUUACAGGGAUUAGGCAAUGUCUCUCUGUUAUUUCUCGGCUUCAGAGGUAUUUUGACAAAGUCUGGUACCAGAUGGGACUUCUCUGUUAAACUGCUGAUUGUUUAACAUUUCUGGCCAGAAGAUUUUCUGAAGUUUUGGACUCUUACACCCCUCAGCAACAAAACAAUGUUGAGAACAAUAUUGGAUUUUAUUUCUUAUCUUUAAGAGACAUUGUGCUUUGAGUAAUUAAAUGAAAUCCCAACACUGAA
Messenger RNA from Xyrichtys novacula (pearly razorfish), 8333 nucleotides. The record is from the annotation of a GenBank genome assembly. Lineage: Eukaryota; Metazoa; Chordata; Actinopteri; Labriformes; Labridae.